This is a messenger RNA of Mugil cephalus (flathead mullet), 1697 nucleotides long. It is a transcript of the gene agpat4, whose product is annotated as 1-acylglycerol-3-phosphate O-acyltransferase 4 (lysophosphatidic acid acyltransferase, delta). Gene Ontology annotation, cellular component: mitochondrial outer membrane; endomembrane system. The transcript is spliced from 10 exons. Lineage: Eukaryota; Metazoa; Chordata; Actinopteri; Mugiliformes; Mugilidae. The coding region runs from base 198 to 1331 and encodes 377 amino acids. Gene Ontology annotation, molecular function: 1-acylglycerol-3-phosphate O-acyltransferase activity. The record is from RefSeq and is a predicted model, not a curated record.
UUCUGGAAGGUGUCAGGACGCACGCUUGUCCUCAUCCUCUGCUCCUGGUGUGGCUUUUAGAUGGGUGGGGCUCCUUGUGAGGGCAAGUUUCCUUAUCGCCUGUGAGUCGAGAGGAAAGUCUUGGUGGUAAGGUUGAAGCCUGAGCCGGUGGUAACUCUCUUGGAGCGCAAGGUAUACCCUCUAUCACCUUCUGAACAAUGGGACUCCUGCAGCUGCUGAAAUCCCAGUUCCUGUGCCACCUGAUCAUCUGCUAUGUGUUCCUGGUCAGCGGCCUCAUCAUCAACCUGCUGCAGCUCUGUACGUUGCCUGUGUGGCUGGUCAACAAGCAGCUGGCCCGCAGGAUCAACGUCAGGCUGGGGUACUGCAUUUCUAGCCAGAUGGUUGCUGCCUUGGAGUGGUGGUCUGGGACUGAAUGCACUCUCUACACAGACCCAAAGACUUAUCCACUUUAUGGGAAAGAAAAUGCAAUUGUGGUUCUCAACCACACUUACGAAAUAGACUUCCUGUGUGGUUGGACUUUCUGUGAGAGAUUUGGAGUUUUAGGGAGCUCCAAAGUGUUGGCCAAAAAGGAGUUGGCCUAUGUGCCUGUUAUUGGUUGGAUGUGGUACUUCCUGGAGAUCGUUUUCUGCAAGAGGAAGUGGGAGGAGGACCAAAGGAUGAUAACUCGGUGUCUGCAAAACCUACGGGAUUAUCCAGAAAACUACUGGUUCCUGCUGUACUGUGAGGGAACGCGCUUCACGCCAAAGAAACAUCAGAUCAGCAUGCAGGUGGCUGAGAGCAAAGGCCUGCCCAAGCUGAAAUAUCACCUUUUGCCCCGGACCAAAGGCUUCUGGGUAACCGUCCAAAACCUCAGGGGAACAGUUGCGGCUGUUUAUGAUUCCACGCUGAACUUCAGAAACAAUGAAUCGCCCACUUUGCUUGGAAUUCUCAAUGGGAAGAAAUAUCAUGCAGAUUUAUACGUGAGGAGAAUUCCUCUAGAACAGAUCCCGGAGGAUGAGGAAGAGUGCGCUGCUUGGCUCCACAAGCUUUACCAGGAAAAGGACAGCUUUCAGGAGCACUACACACAGACAGGGCGCUUCCCUUGUGCCACAGUGAGUCCUUCACGUCGGCCGUGGUCCCUCAUCAACUGGCUUUUCUGGUCCUGCUUGCUCCUCUACCCUCUGGGCGUGCUACUCACUCAACUCGUCAGCACAGGAUCGCUCUUUACCGUCGUAGUUGCUGUGGCUGUCUGCUAUGCAGCUUCCCUGGGAGUUCGCUGGAUGAUUGGCCAGACUGAGAUUGACAGAGCCUCAAACUAUGGGAGUAAGGAGCGUCCUCAAAACAACAACUAAGAAUCCGUGGCCCACUCAUAGCUGCUUUUAGGCACCUAAUCUGAAAUCUUCCAGCCGCAUAAUUUGUCUGUACCAGUGGGACUGUCUGUACCAGUCGGUCCAGCAAGUGCAGACGUGCUCCAGAGCGCAGUGCAGGCCGGGUAGCUUCGUCGUAAGGCUACGCUGCAGAAGCUAAAAAUCUAAGACCAUCAGACUGGACUGUGGUGAGCAGCCUGCUAAAGGAAAGAGAGGCAAGGUGGCUUUAAUGCUUUUUCCUCUGUGCAGAGGCUAAAAAAAAAACUGAAAUGACAUUAAAUGAACGCGAACUACCUCUUACAUUGCAAUGUCAAGCAUAAUAAAUAAAUUUUUCACUUUUUUGAAAACAUA